AAAAGGUCCCAGCACAGCAUUCACUGCAAGCUGAACAACAGCAAUGGCUAAUCUGAUGCUUCUUCUUCUUAUCCUGUGGGUUGGCAUCACAGUCAGCACAGGAGUAGAUUUGCACAAAAGGGUCUAUGGAGGUCAAAAGUGUCCAGACACUGAGCGUCGGUAUCAUGUGAAACUGAUGGCAACAAAUGGAACACAUGAAACUUUCUGUGGUGGCUCACUGAUCCAUGAACGCUGGAUUCUGACUGCAGCUCACUGCUGGAAAAAUGAAACUGGAUGGGAUAUGUAUGCAAUUUUAGGAAUUCAUCCAAGUCCAUGGUGGACAAAGUUAUUACCAUUUUUAAAAAAACAAAAAAACGUGAAAGUCACAAGUGGACCAGUGUUUGUGGGCACAAAUACGAUUGAUGACAUCAUGCUACUGGAAAUUCCUCCACAACCAGGCAGGAUCACCGUUGCCUUACCAAACUGUGCAAAUCCUCCCAAAAU
Messenger RNA from Haplochromis burtoni (Burton's mouthbrooder), 483 nucleotides. Its product is annotated as serine protease 27. The record is from RefSeq and is a predicted model, not a curated record. Gene Ontology annotation, molecular function: serine-type endopeptidase activity. NCBI's taxonomy places the organism in Eukaryota, Metazoa, Chordata, Actinopteri, Cichliformes, Cichlidae. Gene Ontology annotation, biological process: proteolysis. The annotation marks the transcript as partial. The transcript is spliced from 3 exons.